Messenger RNA from Nicotiana attenuata, 1116 nucleotides. RefSeq lists its product as uncharacterized. NCBI's taxonomy places the organism in Eukaryota, Viridiplantae, Streptophyta, Magnoliopsida, Solanales, Solanaceae. The coding region runs from base 1 to 1116 and encodes 371 amino acids. The transcript has 5 exons. The record is from RefSeq and is a predicted model, not a curated record.
AUGACAAGAGAAACAGCUAAAAAGACGAGGUGGCACAAGGAGGGAAAUGGUGUCUUGCGACAUCCAUCUGACUCAAUAACAUGGAAAUCCUUUGAUGCACGACAUCCCACCUUUUCAGCUGAGUUAAAAAUUGUUCGAUUAGGUUUAGCGAGUGACGGGUUCCAACGUUAUGGGAACAUGAGUUCUAAUCAUAGCAUUUGGACAGUCGUACUAGCUACGUAUAACUUGCCACCAUGGGAUUGCAUGAAAAAUCCAUAUUUCAUGAUGACGCUUCUUAUUCCGGGCCCCAAGUGUCCAGGCAAUGAUAUCGAUGUUGUAAGUGAGAGGAAUAAAAGAAAUAGAGAAAAACAAAUAAUUAAGCAUACUUGUGGUACAAAGUCUUUUGCAGAAGUAGAGGAAUCUACGAGAAAUCCUAUUACUGGAGAAUUGGACACACCAGAUAAAGUUUGGGAGAUCCAACAUACACGCAAGGAUGAUAGAGGCGAACUGGUGUGGUUGGAUUCACAAUCCCAACAAAUUCAUGGUCAACUCCAGGAAGUUGUCACUCAGCAACAAUCUGAGGAUAUCGAGCAUCCCAUGACUAGAGAUGAGAUUUUAUCCUCCGUUGUUGGUGAGAGAACAGGCUAUGUUCGUGGAAAAGGAUACGGAAAGAAGCCUCCUAAAAAGAGUAACAUUCAGCAGGCAAACAUAGAGGCCAGCGUGUCUUCUGCUAUUGAUAUUGUGCGUCAAGAGAUGCAAGCCGAGAUGGAUAGGAAGUUGCAAGAAGAACGUGAACAAAUGGCUGCUGAGUUGCGAAGAAAUAUGGAAAUUGAGUUGGAAAGGAAGUUGGCAGAGGAGCGUCAACACGCAAAUGAGGAGCGUCAACACGCAAAUGCAGAAACAGACAAGAGGAUCUCUCUAGAAGUGGAGAAGAAGAUGCAUGAACAAUUUGCUAGUUUCUUGACCAGAAUGCAACAACAAAGGGGUUUAGUAACCACCAGGCAUUGUGGUGUUCUCUAUGGUGGUAACCUUCUGAUUUUGCUGUUGGACUACCUUGGCUUCACAUUGAUUGUUGUCCUUUUGAGGUUGCCACUGAACUUUCUUUUUGGAUCUGGUGUUCUUCUGUUAACUUGUUGA